Messenger RNA from Closterium sp. Naga37s-1, 1533 nucleotides. The record is from the annotation of a GenBank genome assembly. NCBI's taxonomy places the organism in Eukaryota, Viridiplantae, Streptophyta, Zygnematophyceae, Desmidiales, Closteriaceae.
AUGGCAAGCAGCAAGAGGGAGCAAGGCGCACAUGGCAAGCAGCAAGAGGGAGCAAGGCGCACAUGGCAAGCAGCAAGAGGGAGCAAGGCGCACAUGGCAAGCAGCAAGAGGGAGCCAGGCGCACAUGGCAAGCAGCAAGAGGGAGCAAGGCGCACAUGGCAAGCAGCAAGAGGGAGCAAGGCGCACAUGGCAAGCAGCAAGAGGGAGCAAGGCGCACAUGGCAAGCAGCAAGAGGGAGCCAGGCGCACAUGGCAAGCAGCAAGAGGGAGCAAGGCGCACAUGGCAAGCAGCAAGAGGGAGCAAGGCGCACAUGGCAAGCAGCAAGAAGGAGCAAGGCGCACAUGGCAAGCAGCAAGAGGGAGCAAGGCGCACAUGGCAAGCAGCAAGAGGGAGCCAGGCGCACAUGGCAAGCAGCAAGAGGGAGCAAGGCGCACAUGGCAAGCAGCAAGAGGGAGCAAGGCGCACAUGGCAAGCAGCAAGAGGGAGCAAGGCGCACAUGGCAAGCAGCAAGAGGGAGCAAGGCGCACAUGGCAAGCAGCAAGAGGGAGCAAGGCGCACAUGGCAAGCAGCAAGAGGGAGCAAGGCGCACAUGGCAAGCAGCAAGAGGGAGCCAGGCGCACAUGGCAAGCAGCAAGAGGGAGCAAGGCGCACAUGGCAAGCAGCAAGAGGGAGCAAGGCGCACAUGGCAAGCAGCAAGAGGGAGCAAGGCGCACAUGGCAAGCAGCAAGAGGGAGCAAGGCGCACAUGGCAAGCAGCAAGAGGGAGCAAGGCGCACAUGGCAAGCAGCAAGAGGGAGCCAGGCGCACAUGGCAAGCAGCAAGAGGGAGCAAGGCGCACAUGGCAAGCAGCAAGAGGGAGCAAGGCGCACAUGGCAAGCAGCAAGAGGGAGCAAGGCGCACAUGGCAAGCAGCAAGAGGGAGCAAGGCGCACAUGGCAAGCAGCAAGAGGGAGCAAGGCGCACAUGGCAAGCAGCAAGAGGGAGCAAGGCGCACAUGGCAAGCAGCAAGAGGGAGCAAGGCGCACAUGGCAAGCAGCAAGAGGGAGCAAGGCGCACAUGGCAAGCAGCAAGAGGGAGCAAGGCGCACAUGGCAAGCAGCAAGAGGGAGCAAGGCGCACAUGGCAAGCAGCAAGAGGGAGCAAGGCGCACAUGGCAAGCAGCAAGAGGGAGCAAGGCGCACAUGGCAAGCAGCAAGAGGGAGCAAGGCGCACAUGGCAAGCAGCAAGAGGGAGCAAGGCGCACAUGGCAAGCAGCAAGAGGGAGCAAGGCGCACAUGGCAAGCAGCAAGAGGGAGCAAGGCGCACCUGACCGCCUGCCUCGGUGACGCAGAGCACACCAGCAGCGUGGUCCCACACCUUGAGACUGGCGUGGGGAGGGGAGGAGGGGAGGGGAGGGGACACAGAAAGAGAGAUGGUUGUGCACACAGUGCUGCUGCCAUCGUACUCGCACAGAUUGGCAAGGGGAGAGGGGGAGCAGGGGGGGAGGCACACGAAGAGAUAUGGUUGCUCUGCACACACACUGCUGCUGUUGCAUAG